UAAGGAUGGCUACACUUGUUGAAGCUGAGCCUGGGUGUAGGUGGGCGUGGCCGAUCUCCCUCCAUGUAACCCCUGACCCGGCCGGUCUAACGGCACAGUCGCGAGGCGGUUAUACGAGGACCCUGUAUCAGCGCACUGACUGACUCGCACAGGAGACAUGGCUACGGGCACACCGGGCAGGAGCACGUCACAGGGACCGGCGGCGGGGGCUCAAUCCCCGGGCAGUCCGACCCGCCUGAGCCGGCUGCAGGAGAAGGAGCAGCUGCGGCACCUGAAUGACCGGCUGGCCGCCUACAUCGAGCGGGUCCGCUCCCUGGAGUCCGACAAGGCCGGCCUGAAACGGCAGCUGGAGGAGCAGGAGGAAGAAUUCGCGCGGGAGGUGAGCAGCCUCAAACUGCUCUAUGAGACCGAGCUGGCCGACGCCAGGAAACUGCUGGACCAGACCGCCAACGAGAGGGCCAGGCUGCAGGUGGAUCUGGGCCAAGUCCGGGAGGAUCACCGGCUGCUGCACAACAGAAAUGUGAAGAAAGAAAAUGAUUUGAACCUGGCUUUGAAUCAACUGCGAGAUUUUGAGUCAAAACUAAAUUCUAAAGAAGCUGAACUGGCAACAGUUUUGUGUCAAAAUAGAAGUAUAGAAGGGGAACUUAAAGAUGUGAAAUCCCAGAUAACUAUCGCUGAAGCUUCUUUACGGGAUACCACCAAGCAGCUGCAUAAAGAGAUGCUAUGGAGAGUUGACCUGGAAAAUAAGAUGCAAACUCUUCGAGAGCAGAUGGACUUUGAAAAGUCCAUUCAUGAACAGGAAGUCCGGGAGAUGAGGAAACGCCAUGAGUCUAAAUUAGUUGAGAUAGACUCUGGUUGUCGAACAGAAUUUGAAAGCAAAUUAGCCACAGCUUUGCAAGAGUUGAGAAGAGACCACGAGCGACAAAUCACAGAAUACAAGGAACAGUUGGAGAAAACGUUUAGUGCCAAGUUGGAGAAUGCCCAGCUGGCGGCAGUAAAGAACAAUGAUUAUGCUAGUGCCACCAGGGAAGAGAUCAUGUCCACGAAGCAAAGAAUAGACUCUUUAACAUCACAGCUGAGCCAGUAUCAAAAGCAGAACUCUGCACUUGAGGCUAAACAAAGGGAUCUUGAGGAUAUGCUAGAAAAUGCAUGUGAAUCACACAGAAGGGAAAUGAAUGAGAAGGAUCAUGAAGUGGCUGAGAUGCGACAACGGCUGCAGAUUCAACUGGAUGAAUAUGAGCAGUUGCUUGAUGUAAAACUGGCCUUGGAUAUGGAAAUAAAUGCUUAUAGAAAGAUGCUGGAAGGAGAGGAGCAGAGGCUAAAACUGUCACCAAGCCCUUCACAGAGAACUUCAGUUUCUCGAUUAUCACGUGGGAAGAAGAGGAAACUUGCAACUGAGAGAGCUGAAUCCAGAAGAGAGUUUGAAGUUGUCCAGAAAGGCUCUUCAGUAGGGCCAGUGACUAUAAAUGAUAUCGAUCCGGAUGGAAAAUAUGUCAGAUUGGUGAACAGUUCAGAAGAGGAUCAGCAAAUGCAUGGAUGGACAGUUAGGCGACAGCAUGGAAGUCUAACUGAUAUAGUGUACAAGUUUCCUGGCAGAUUUGUACUUGAAGCAGGUCAAAGUGUAACUAUUUGGGCUGCAUGUGCAGGCGCUGUGCACCGCCCGCCGUCUGACUUGGUUUGGAAAUCUCAGAUAUGUUGGGGCACAGGUGAUGAUGUUAAAUUAACACUUUUGGACUCCACUGGUGAAGAAUGUGCUGAGAGUACACUAAAGCUGAUAUUCAGUGAUGAGAGUGAAAUGGGUGAAGAAAUUUAUGAAGAGGAGUUUACAUCGUCUCAUUUUCAUGCCCAGCCUCACCAACCAGUGGAUCCCAGCUGUUGUGUCAUGUAA
Messenger RNA from Pelobates fuscus (common spadefoot toad), 1888 nucleotides. RefSeq names its product lamin-L(III)-like. Bases 158 to 1888 code for a protein of 576 amino acids. The transcript has 11 exons. NCBI's taxonomy places the organism in Eukaryota, Metazoa, Chordata, Amphibia, Anura, Pelobatidae. Gene Ontology annotation, cellular component: nuclear envelope; nuclear lamina. The record is from RefSeq and is a predicted model, not a curated record. Gene Ontology annotation, molecular function: structural constituent of cytoskeleton. Gene Ontology annotation, biological process: nuclear pore localization; nuclear migration; nuclear envelope organization.